UUCUCGUGUGGGGCAAAUAAUCUACAUGUUACGUUCGUUAUUUUCCCUUUCCAAUAUUCGCUUUUCAUUCACCUUCACCUCUCUAGCUUUCAUGUUCAGAAGCCUCGACGCUAACGUGCGCAUCCUCGGAGUAUUCGACGACGCCAUUGGCGCCACUGCUGCCGCAGCUCCCACACACAGGUCUGUUAUUCCUUGUACAUUUCCUUCGAAAAUCGCUUCCUCUGCUACACUGCAUAAAACCCUAGCUUUUUCUUCCUAUAAUUAGAAGUUCACACUUGUAAGUAACACAGAAGUACACGCAUAAUUGGGCUGUACACAAGUGUAUCUGAACUUAGGGUUUGGAUUGGAUAACCUAUGUUUGCCUAGCCUUGGAUUGGGAUAAACCUUUGUUUGGUUGGUUGAAGGGGAGAAUUUUUGUAUGAGAUACGAACGUUGUUCUGAACCCUAGGUUUGUGUCUCCGAAGACCUAGGGUUGACAAGAUGGAAUUGGAGGAGGAGGAGAAGAAUCCUGGUUCUAGGAAAAGAGCGAAGGUGAGUCAGGCCGGGUUGGAUUCCGGUGAUGAUGAGCCGAUUAGGUCAUUGUUUAAGCUGAAAAGCAAGAGAAACCCUAAGAAGGUUAAGACAAAAUCGAAAGGGAGUGAUUUGGGGGAUGUGAAUGAGGAUUUGGGGGGUAUUGAUAUGGAUGAUACAUUGGCUAGUUUUAGGAAGAAGCUGAAGGAUCCAAAGAAGGAGAUUGGAUGCGGCCAGUAUCUGAAUGGGGAUGUAAAGGGUGGAGGUUUGGCAAUUGAAACUUCGGAUAAAGAGAAGGCAAGUAGCAAGGGUGAAUCUGAUGGGAGCAUUUGUAAAGAAUCAGAAAUUAGGGUUAAGGAGAAAGUUAAAAGAUCCAAGAGUGCUUCCAAGUCUAAGAAAAGCGGAGGUUGUACUGGGGAAGAGUCUAAACCUGUUAUGGAUGAUUAUGCAGAAGAUCCAUUGUCUACCUUUAUACAGAAGCCACAAUCAGGUUUGGCAACGAAAUCUCGACCAUCUUUGCUAUCAAAACAGAAAGAGGGAAAUCACGCUUCCAGGAAUGGAUUGACCUCUUGUGAUGUCUCAUCUGGUUAUAACGUGCGUUUGGAGUAUCCUGAAGCAAUUGCAGAUGAUUCAGUUCCAAUUUCCGAUCUUCAAAGGUCUCAGUCCUGCUUAAGUGCAUGUGAUAGUAAGACUGCACGGCUUAAAGAAGGAAUAGUGGACAGACAGACAGGUGACAUUCCUGAUGGAAACCCGAUGGAACCCUAUGGCUCAGACCAUCUUGAUGAUGGGUAUUCCGAGGAGUUUCUCUCUGUUGAGAUGAAAAAUGAUUGUUCUCUUCCAAGUCAGGUGUCAACAUUGAGAACCAAGAACAUCAAGGGUGGAACGAGGAAAGCUGUUGAAAAGUCUGAUUUGGUUUUUGAUGCAGAUGUCGAAAAUGCAGGGUCUGAUGGUUGUGAUGCUUUCUGUCAAGUUUCUGGUACUUGCAUUGAGGAUCCAGAGCUUGCUUCAUCCUAUUCACAUAAGGAGGAUGCCACAAUAUCCGAGAGGUUCGUUGGAAUCCGCAAGGCCAACGAAGCCUCUUCUCCAUCCAUCACACCUGGUCAAAAUGCAAGUUAUGCAGAAGAUAAAGGUCAUCUGUGCGAUCAAGAGUUUAAUGAUAAGAAGCAAUUGGAAGUACAACGUGCUGUGCGUAAGGCUAAAAAGCGCAGGCAAUGGGACAUGGCUUAUGAGGGGGAUGCUGAUUGGGAGUAUCUGAUUCAUGGGCAAGGUUUUCUUGAAAGCAACCUUGCUGAGAAUGAUGAUCAGUCAUCAAGAGCAAGACCAAACUUCAACUCCUCUUCUAAUGCACUUACAGAGGCUGAAUAUGGGGAAAUAUCAGCUGUAUCCGUUGGACUGAAAGCUCGGGAAGCUGGUCCACUUGAGAAGAUUAAAUUUAAGGAGCUACUGAAAUGCAAAGGUGGGCUUCAGGAAUAUUUGCAAUGCAGGAAUCAGAUCUUAGGCCUUUGGAGGAAAGAUGUGAGCCGUGUCUUGCCUCUCACGGAGUGUGGAGUCGCUGCUAAUCCUUCAGCGGAUGAACCAACACGUACUUCUCUAGUUAGGGAGAUAUAUGCUUUUCUGGAUCGAAGUGGUUAUAUGAAUGUCGGGGUUGCUUCAGAAAAGGACAGAGCAGAACCUAGUUCCAUGCACAAUUUCAAUCUUUUGGAGGGGAGAAACAUUGGGGAAAAAGCUAGGGACACUGAUGCCGGUCUCUUGCAACUUGGAAAGAAGAUUAUUGUCAUAGGUGCAGGCCCAGCUGGCUUAACUGCAGCCCGUCAUUUGCAACGCCAGGGUUUUUCUGUUACCAUACUUGAGGCUAGGAAUAGAAUAGGGGGUCGCGUUUAUACGGAUCACUCAUCUCUUUCAGUUCCUGUGGAUCUUGGAGCUAGCAUUAUCACGGGAGUUGAGGCUGAUGUUGCUACAGGAAGGAGGCCUGAUCCUUCUUCAUUGGUUUGUGCUCAGUUGGGCCUUGAGCUGACUAUAUUGAAUAGUGACUGCCCUCUUUAUGAUGUUGUUACGGGCCAGAAAGUCCCCGCAGAUUUGGAUGAAGCCUUGGAAGUAGAAUUUAACAGCCUCCUUGACGACAUGGCACUGCUUGUUGCUCAAAAGGGUGAACGAGCAAUGAAAAUGUCUCUUGAAGAUGGUUUAGAGUAUGCCCUUAAAAGGCGUCGCACGGUUCGAUUGGGACGAAAGGGGAUGAUGGGAAGUGAAUUGCAUAAUUCUGUGGAUGCCUUAGUUCAUUCUGAAGCUGGUGUUGAUGGAAAAGUUUCAGAGAUCCAUAGCUCUGAGGAGAUUUUGAGUCCUCUUGAGAGGAGGAUUAUGGAUUGGCAUUAUGCCCAUUUGGAAUAUGGUUGUGCUGCUUUGCUUAAAGAAGUUUCUCUUCCUUACUGGAAUCAGGAUGAUGUUUAUGGAGGUUUUGGAGGAGCUCAUUGUAUGAUUAAAGGGGGUUACGGCACUGUUGUUGAAUCUCUAGGGGAGGGACUUUGUGUCCACUUGAACCAUGUGGUCACAGAUAUUUCAUACAGCACAAAGGAUUGUGGAGGAAAUGAUGACCAGGUUAACAAAGUUACAGUUUGUACAUCAAACGGUGGAGAGUUCUCAGGAGAGGCAGUCUUGGUCACAGUGCCACUGGGGUGCCUAAAAGCUGGAGCCAUCAAAUUUUCACCUCCAUUACCCCAGUGGAAAGAAUUAUCUAUCCAAAGACUUGGUUUUGGUGUACUUAAUAAAGUGUUUUUGGAAUUUUCCGAAGUCUUUUGGGAUGAUUCUGUUGAUUACUUUGGUGCAACUGCAGAAAAAACAAACAUGAGGGGCCAGUGCUUCAUGUUUUGGAAUGUCAAGAAAACUGUUGGGGCGCCUGUUCUUGUUGCCCUGGUUGUUGGUAAGGCAGCUAUGGAUGGUCAAUAUAUGAACUCCUCUGAUCAUGUGAAUAACGCCUUAACAGUUCUGCGCGAACUUUUUGGAGUGGACGCAGUCUCGGAUCCAGUUGCGUCAGUAGUGACAGACUGGGGAAAGGAUCCUUUUAGCUUUGGUGCUUACUCAUAUGUUGCUAUGGGUUCAUCUGGAGACGACUAUGAUCUAUUGGGUAGGCCAGUUGAAAAUUGUGUGUUUUUCGCUGGUGAAGCCACGUGCAAGGAACAUCCAGAUACUGUUGGCGGUGCAAUGAUUAGUGGUCUUAGGGAGGCUGUGCGAAUGCUUGAUAUACUUAAUACGGGGUAUGAUUAUACAGCAGAAGUAGAAGCAAUAGAGGCUGCGGAAAGACAUUCAGACGGUGAAAUGAAUGAAGUUUGUGACAUUGUGAAGAGACUUGAAGCUUUUAAGCUCUCUAAUGUCGUGCACAAGGACACUGUGGAUGGGACCCAAAUUUUUACUAGGGAAGCUUUACUAGAAGAAAUGUUCUCUAAUGCUAAAACUACUGCUGGGCGUUUGCAUCUAGCCAAAGAGUUGUUGAAUCUUCCCCUAGAAGCUCUGAAGUCCUUUGCUGGGACAAAGGAAGGGCUCAGCACGCUCAACUUAUGGAUACUGGAUUCGAUGGGGAAGGAUGGUACCCAACUUUUGCGUCAUUGUGUUCGCGUUCUUGUGCUUGUUUCAACUGAUCUCCUUGCAGUACGUUUGUCAGGUAUUGGGAGAACUGUAAAAGAAAAAGUUUGUGUACAUACUAGCCGCGACAUACGUGCCAUAGCAAGUCAACUAGUGAACAUGUGGAUUGAAGUUUUUCGCAAGGAAAAAGCUUCUAAUGGUGGCUUGAAGUUAGUGAGGCAAUCGAGUGUUGCAGAUUCUUUAAAAAGCAAAUGUCUAGCUUCAGGAAAGCCACCUCUGCGCAUGCAUCAUGGUCCACCAGAGAGUAAAGAAAGUUCACAGAUUUCGGCAUUUCCUGGAAGUCAUUUGCCUCGUGGUGCGAACCUUAAGAGAGAGAAUAUCAAGUUGGAAACCAGGGCUGACUCAAAAUUGGAGGUUAAGUUAUCAAGGUCUCAAGGUUCUGUUGGUAGAGAUAAUGCCAAGGGCGAAGAAGGCCACAACUUUUUGAUGUCUGAAGAAGAACAAGCUGCCUUUGCUGCAGCAGAAAAAGCCCGAGCGGCAGCUCUUGCAGCUGCUGAGGCAUAUGCGUCUUCUGAAGCCAAGUGCAACACAUCGUUGCCACUUCCUAAGAUACUUUCAUUCCAUAAAUUUGCGAGACGGGACUCACGUGAGCAGUACACACACAUGGAUGAGUCUGAUUUUAGGAGGAAGUGGUCUGAUGGAGCCUUGGGAAGACAAGAAAUUGCAUCAGAAAUAGAUUCUAGGAAUUGCAGAGUUAGGGAUUGGUCUGUGGAUUUUUCCUCUGCCUGUGUCAACAUUGACAGUUCAAAAAGGUCAAUUGAUAACCUCUCACAGCGGAGCCACUCCAAUGAGAUUGCUUGCCAAUCGAACUUUAGAGGGAACUCACCCGAAAGUGCAGCUGUCGACAGCAGUAUAUUUACCAAAGCAUGGGUGGAUACUGAUGGUAGCAGUGGGAUAAAAGACUGGAAUGCCAUUGACAGAUGGCAAUCUCAAGCUGCUGCUGCUGAUUCUGACUUCUUCCAUCGGGCUAUGCAGUUAAGGGAUGAGGAGGAUUCAAAUAUGAAUUCAAAACGACCUACACUUAGACAUGGACAAUUGCCAAAUGAGAGCUCUGUUUCACAAGUUACGGUUAACAAAGAGUUGGUUGGAAAUCAACCGAAAGGGGUAGAGCAUAUUAAACAGGCUGUUGUGGAUUACGUUGCAUCGUUGCUCAUGCCGCUUUAUAAGGCCAGGAAAAUUGAAAAGGAAGGUUACAAGUCGAUAAUGAAGAAAACUGCAACCAAGGUCAUGGAGCAGACCACAGAUGCAGAGAAAACCAUGGCGGUUUAUGAGUUUCUAGAUUUCAAGCGAAAAAAUAAGAUUCGGUCUUUUGUCGACACAUUGAUUGAGAGACACAUGGCAACGAAACCGGUUGUAAAACCUCAAUAGACCUGAGGAUAGACUGGUGACAAUUUUGUAUGCCUUUGGUACAAGAGUAGCAGAGAACAUCUCUUAUUGCCUACUUCAUGAACAGAGAAACUGGUCAAUUAGUGGUAUUGACAUUCCAGAGGGUAGCUUUGGGCCGAGUUUCUCAAUUUAAAUACGCCUAAGCAGAACAUCCCCAUCAUGCUGUCACCAGUUGGGAAGGUGCUGCAGAAUAGAGGAGACAGGUUUCUGUAAGCAUGAGACCCAUUCAAACGUGUUCCAUCCAAGUUUUGUAGUUCAUUCUGCAUCAUUGUCUUCAAGCCUUCAAUUCUGUUUGAAGAUAGCAUCAGGAUACUUGCAGGGGUUUAUAUAAAUUUAGUUUUACCGACGCCAACAUAUAAUAUGCUGGCGUUGGGUCAGGCGACCCCAUGGAAAAAUCAUUACUGCUACUAUGGUACUAAAAAAAUUUAUGAUUUGUUAA
Rhododendron vialii is the source of this 5968-nucleotide messenger RNA. RefSeq names its product lysine-specific histone demethylase 1 homolog 3. The coding region runs from base 481 to 5511 and encodes 1676 amino acids. The record is from RefSeq and is a predicted model, not a curated record. Gene Ontology annotation, molecular function: oxidoreductase activity; protein binding. NCBI's taxonomy places the organism in Eukaryota, Viridiplantae, Streptophyta, Magnoliopsida, Ericales, Ericaceae. The transcript is spliced from 8 exons.